CUUUCACAAAUUCAUUAUCUUUUAUCUUAAUCACUAAUUUCUAUUAUUUACUUUUUUUUUUCUUAUUUUGCCUCUAAUUAUCAAAAAGCAAAAAAUGUUAAUUCAAAGAUAACAAAUUUUUAUAUUAGACAAUCUCUCUAUGACACGCUUAUUAUGCAUAGGCUAAAUGGUUCAACUAGUACCGCAUAUGAAUUUUUUAUUUUAAGAUGGUAGCUUUUGAGAGAUAUAGAUGACUAAUAAAAAGCGUUAAACUUGGAGACCAAAAAUCCAUAACCAUUCCUACCCAAAUAUUCAUCACCAUUCCUCUGAACUCUAAUCCUCUCAUUCUCAAUCUCACUUCACUGAAACUGAAAAACACCAUUAAAAAACUUAGAGGAUGAGAAUAUUAUCCUCUGUUUCAAAGCCAUUAUCAAGUCCUGGUAGAACUGAUAAAUUCCCACCUCCAUUAAUGAGGUUUCUCAAAUCCAACAUAGGAAGUAGAAGUAGAGGAAGAAAACCAAAAUCAAAAUCAAAAUCAUUAUUUUUAAGAAGAAAAAAACCGUCUUCAUCCGCCAUUGAAACUACUCAAGAACCUUCUUCUCCUAAAGUUACAUGCAUUGGUCAAGUUCGAGUCAAACGCUCUAAAUCCAAAUCUACAAAUAAAUCCAGUUUUUGUUGUUUUUGUUUUCAAAAAUCCUCUUUCUGUAACCCUAAUUUUAGGAAAUGGAUUUUGUUUUUUAAUUGUAGAAGUAUUAAAGUUCGUACUGAUUCUUCGAAGUUUAGUUCCAAUCGAUUCGAACAACAACAAGAAGAUACAGAAGUAGAGGGAGAACGACGAGUAUCGGUUUCGAUCGAAAACACCUCAAUGCCGCCGAGAAAUGCAUUGUUAUUAACACGGUCUUGUUCAAAUCGAUUCCAACAACAACAAGAAGAUACAAGUGAGGACAGAGAAAAAUGUACAGCAACAAUGGCGACGACGGCAACACCGAAGAAUGCAUUGUUGUUAACACGGUGUUGUUCAAAUCGAUUCGAACAACAACAAGAAGAAACAGAGGAUAGAGAAUCAGGAGAGAAGAGAGAAAAACCGAUAUCAACGACGACAGCAACACCGAAGAAUCCAGUGCUACUAACACGGUGUUGUUCAAAUCGAUUCGAACAACAAGAAGAAACAGAAGAUGAAGAAACAGCGGAGGACAGAGAAAAACGGAUAGAAACAACGAUAACGACGAUGACAGAAACACCGAAGAAUGCAUUGUUGUUAAGUCGGUGUUGUUCAAAUCGUUUCGAACAACAGGAAGAAGAAACAGGGGAGGUGAGAGAAAGACGAGAAUCGGUUUCAACAACGACAAUGGCGACAGUAACACCGAACAAUGCAUUAUUAUUAACGCGCUGUAGAUCUGCACCAUACAGAUCCUCUUCAUUAGCAUGUCAAUUCUGGGGUUUAACAGAAACAGAAGAAAAUGCACAGAAAACAGAGGAAGAAAGAAACAGAGUAUCGGGAAUAGAGAACAGAGAUUCCGCAUCAAAAUCGAGGGGAGAUCAAGACAGUAAACAAAUUAGUAUCAAUAAUUAUAAUAUUAAUAAUAAUAUUGUUUCUGAUUAUGAUGACCUUGAAAGUUGUGCAGAAGUUGAAGUAAAUGAUAAAAAAACAGAGGUAUUUGAAGAUGAUAAAAAUGGUGAUUUUGAGAAGCCAUUGAUGAUGCUUAGAAGAGCAAAUCAGAAUCAGUAAGAAGAGAUUUAGAGAAGAUUGAUCCAUAAAUUAGUGAGUUUUGGAGAUUAAGAAGGUUGGGUAAUACUCAAUCUAGUACACCAGAUUCACAUGCACUUCAUUCAUGAAAUUUGAAUCUUUUUUUUUUUUUUUUUUUUUUUUUUUUUUUGUAUUUUAGACUUCGGAUACUUGUUUUAAAUUAUUAGAUUAGAUACACCCUUUUAUUUACUGUAAAUUAUUUUUUAUCCUUUUAUUUAUUGUAAAUUAUUUUUUAUCCUUUUAUUUAUAUUUGAAAUUUUUGAUUGAUAUGUAUGUGAGAAAGACAUUUGCUCUA
This is a messenger RNA of Amaranthus tricolor (Joseph's coat), 2021 nucleotides long. RefSeq lists its product as uncharacterized. The record is from RefSeq and is a predicted model, not a curated record. The coding region runs from base 377 to 1708 and encodes 443 amino acids. The transcript has a single exon. Lineage: Eukaryota; Viridiplantae; Streptophyta; Magnoliopsida; Caryophyllales; Amaranthaceae.